This is a messenger RNA of Haemonchus placei, 303 nucleotides long. The record is from the annotation of a GenBank genome assembly. NCBI's taxonomy places the organism in Eukaryota, Metazoa, Nematoda, Chromadorea, Rhabditida, Trichostrongylidae.
AUGUCCUUGGCCUUUAAGCGCUCUCUCAAUACACCCCAACCGCACGAUGUUCGUUGCUGUUCCGUAGCAGUGUAUUAUGGUUUCUGGUCGGAUGUUUGUUGUUCGGUGUUGAUCUAUUUGCUGUGUGCGUUGGUGCUUAUUCGGCCAAAUCCACGAGCCACGAUGGUGCCUUCGAUGUGGGCCCGCUCGAAUCCUCUUCUCGGGCCAGGAUUCCGGAAAGUCAUCGUCCCUGUGCCAGAUUUCAUCACCCAAAGAUCAGCUGAUUCCAAUGUGGACCGUGGACGAACUUACGACGAAGUGUAG